Molecule: messenger RNA, 915 nt
Organism: Heterostelium album PN500
Lineage: Eukaryota; Evosea; Eumycetozoa; Acytosteliales; Acytosteliaceae
Gene: capA-1
Product: TerD family protein
Exons: 2
Coding region: 1-915 (304 amino acids)
Source: RefSeq, a predicted model, not a curated record
AUGUAUAAUCCACCACCACCAACAUCAGGAGUAGGAAAAGCUAAUAAUUAUUAUAGACAACCAACUUCAACACCAGGAAUAGGAGCACCAGGAAACCCAACAGUUCCAAACUUUGCAGUACCACAACCAUCAAUGUCGAAAUAUCCACCAGCACCAUCGCCACAAGGCCAAUAUCCACCACCUCCACCACCAGGCGGAGCCGGACAAUAUCCACCACCUCCACCUCCAUCGGCACCAGGAGCCGGUCAGUAUCCACCACCUCCAUCGGCACCAGGUCAGUAUGGAGCACCAGCACCAGGACAGUACGGUGCACCAUCAGGUCCACCAGCUUCCGGUCCAGGUAUCUCAUUGCAGAAAGAUCAAACCAUCUCACUGAGUAAAGAGGAUCCACAUUUGAGACGUGUAUUCGUCGGUCUCGGUUGGGAUGUCAACCAAAUACCGGGUUACCCAUUCGAUCUCGAUGCCGUGGUCUUUAUGCUCUCACCAAACGGUAUGGUUAGAUCGAGCCAAGACUUUAUCUUUUACAACAACAAGACUUCAAGAGAUUCUUCUGUCACUCAUCAAGGUGAUAAUCUUACUGGUUAUGGUGAGGGAGAUGACGAAACAGUUUCAGUUAAUCUUCAAGCAGUAUCACCGGAUGUAACAAGAUUGGUGUUUGCAGUAUCAAUUCACGAAGCAGAUCAAAGAAGACAGAAUUUCAGUAUGGUACAGCGUGCAUUCAUUCGUGUCGCCAACCAUGAGACUGGCAGAAAUAUUUGUAGAUACGACCUCUCCAACGAAGGUGGUUACAACACCGCAAUGAUCGUCGGUGAAGUAUAUCGUGAAGGUCCAGAGUGGAAAUUCAUUGCCAUUGGAAAGAGUUUCCCAGGUGGUCUCAGAUAUCUUUGUCAAAUGUUUGGUGUAAAUUUAGGAUAA